This is a messenger RNA of Ostertagia ostertagi, 195 nucleotides long. The record is from the annotation of a GenBank genome assembly. Lineage: Eukaryota; Metazoa; Nematoda; Chromadorea; Rhabditida; Trichostrongylidae.
AUGUUGUUCGGCGCUACACUGUUGCUGUUCCUCCCGGGGAUUCUUGGUGUUGAUCUUUUUUGUGUUCACCGUCACCAAUGUGGUAACGAGCAUUUCAUGAAGGCAGUAAUGUGGAAGUUCUUCUGGAAACAACAUAGUACCCUGUACUGGGACAAGAAUAUGGCGUUCGAGGCUCAGAAAGCAAUGACAACAUAA